Messenger RNA from Giardia duodenalis, 2838 nucleotides. RefSeq lists its product as uncharacterized. NCBI's taxonomy places the organism in Eukaryota, Fornicata, Diplomonadida, Hexamitidae. The record is from RefSeq and is a predicted model, not a curated record. Bases 1 to 2838 code for a protein of 945 amino acids. The transcript has a single exon.
AUGCGGUCUUUGAUCGCUCACGAGGCGACCUAUCCAGUACUUGGUAUCUCUGAGCAUUGCAGAGGUAGCGUCAUUCAUUUAGAUGAUGGCGUUACUAAACCUGUAGAUCAUGGAACCGAUGAUCCUCCACAUCGGACCCAGGCAGACCCUUGGGGACCCGAUCCCGUUAUUCAGCCUGAAUUCAUCCCCCAUGAGCUUACCUCUGUCUCUGUCCAGCAGCCCAUGUCAAUCGACGAUCCAUACAGCGCCAUUGAUGGCUACUCUAUGCCCUCUGAAAUUAUUGUGGAAUUAGCCGAUCUGCAACCUACAAGCGGUUUGGGAAUUGAAGCAUAUAAGCCACGGACUGCUAAGCCUAAGCCUUGUCCUGUCACAACAGUGGAUAGACAACAGAAGGUCUAUGAUUCGCAUUUAGGCAAGAAAUCCACGGCGCUCCCCGCAACAGCCUCCUCUACAAGACCUCAGAAACAGUCUGCUCCAUGUAAUACGUCACAGGCACUAGAUAUCACUGAUCUCUCUACAGAUACACUAGCUUCUAACUCUCUUCACGUACCCCUCAAAGCAAGUAACGCAAGUAUCAAAUUGGCCUAUUUCAAGCACAAAAUCCCAGCACCCGAAAGAACGUUAUCAGCCAGUGGCCCCGAGGCGAGAACGACCUAUCUUGACGGAGGCUUCAAGAGAAGCUCACACUUUAAAUCUAGCCGUGUAGUAAUUAACAGCAAACCAGAUAUCUCCUAUAUAACCAUGAGCAUGCCAUCUGUGCAUCACACAACAAUGUCCAGAAGCCCUCGCAUUGUAUCUGGUAGAAAGCAGCCUCUUGAGCUCAAUGUUAGGGGCAGAGCUCUCUCAUAUAGAGAGCAAAUCACUCCUAGUAGGAAGAAGAAGGCGCUAAAGGAAGCGGAUCUUCUAAAGGUUACUACUUCAUGUGGUGAACCGAUUACUAAUCCCUUGAACAGUGAGCUCCUUGACUUAACACACCCGUUUUCUAACCAUCCGCUUUACCGGUCUUCUUUAUACACAGGGGACGUGCUUAAUCUGUAUGUGCAAGGGCAUACUGACAGAGAUUAUCCAAAGACUCAAGAUUGUGAUAGAAAGCGUCUUCAGCGACUGAUGAGGCCAACCGUCUCCAGUGCAGGUAAGGUUAGUACAUAUGCAACAUACCUUAAUUGUACGGACCUAAUUAGGAACCUACCCUUAGAAAGCGACGACUAUGCUCACCCCGACAAUAACAUAUCUAGUCAUGUGGACUAUCGCACUGACACACAGCUGCAUCUAGGAGCAGAUAAGGCUCCCCUUCCUGCUACCUCCAUAUCAGCCACAGAUCGCAUAUUACAUGAAAUUCUAACAGAGCAAGCAGAGGAGCGCAAUGCACACAUGCGCCUUCUCUCUAGAAACGAGCAAUCUCGUCCCAGGUCGGCGCCCCUUCGGGUAGCAACAGGCCUGACCGUCGACUCGCGGCCCAGGAGGCCUAGGAGCGCCAUGUUAGCCUUUGUGUCAGAGGCCCAGACAGUGGAGACAACCAUAUGCAGGAGAGAGCUUAGCUUGUCCCCAAAGCUAGAAGAGAAGAAGGGAACUGCGACACAACAUCUUCAAGAAGAGCCACUGGCAGAGGUGACCUUCAAUGACUCGUUCCCCCCAUUGAUCAAGCGAAACAGUUUUCUCCCCACACCGUCUCCUAAGAAUCACAUUUUAGCAGUUAAAAAGUCAGCCUUACACAGGCCGCAGCGGAAGUAUAACUACACAGGAGAAGAGUGCAGUUCUAUGGAUACGUUUCCUGAGGAAGUGAAUCUGCAGAAGCGGCUGCAGUUCAAAAGGAAAGUGAAGUCUGCUACAUCAUUGGUUGCAACGCUCCAGCUUUCUGGGCGGCCUACCGGAAGAGAAAUUACUACCCCUUCGUCCGCACGACUCUCACGAAAGCGUCAAGCAGCAAUGGAAACAAAUAGCUACGGGAGCGUUAUAAGCCCACAACUCCCUGCUUGUGCCACACACUUGAUGCAAGCGACACCAUCCAAGGAAGUUAGUACAAGCAACCAAAAGGUACAAAAGAGACAAGUAGAGGAACGCAUUCGACAACUCACAUCUCCCGAGCAUUUGCAGGACAGGCGUAUAGCAGAUAAGGAGGGGGAAUAUACAAAAUGGGGUAGCUGCCGUCAUGAGAGUCCCCAGAUCGCCCCUCCUCAGGUGGUACUUAAAGCAAACCAAAGACAAGCAGCAAGUGACCCGCGGCCCUGGUCAUCCUCCCAAAGACGGCGUGCAAACAAUACUAUUUCUGAUUUUGUGCCGCCGCGAUCUCAAUCUGCUAAUUCAUAUAGAAACUAUGAGCACUUUAUAGACAAAUGUUUGAGCGGUACGACCCCUACAUUCGUACCCACGACUCCUGUCUUGCACCAACCUCCAUCUCCAGAUAGAUUUUGGAAGCAUCAAGAGACUAUCCCAGAGCGGGACGCAGUUAUAGAGGCUAAAACUUCUAUAGAUAGGCGCUCUACAGUAGCAUCACACACAACUAAUUUUUCUAGCUUGACGUGCUUAACAUCAAAAAGUGGCUCUAGUUGUCAAUCCACGACGUUCCUCCGAGGGUAUAGUAGGGGCCGAGCAAACUACUUCAGCUCUCACCCGAUAAGUGGAAGGCACCACCAACAAGGAGGCUUAAUCAGUGGCCGCGGAGUGCCACCAAUGCAAGUCCCAUAUGGAGGUCUUGUUUCACCCCAUAAGAACUGCUUUCUGGCUCAGAUUGAUGAAGAGGAACGCUUUGCAUAUGCUAGCGGUCACUACGCGGAUCCCACUGGCCUAGCACGGAGUGUCCAGCUGACUACAAACCUGGGAGGGCGUGGUCAAAAAUAA